Messenger RNA from Linnemannia hyalina, 3561 nucleotides. Lineage: Eukaryota; Fungi; Mortierellomycota; Mortierellomycetes; Mortierellales; Mortierellaceae. The record is from the annotation of a GenBank genome assembly.
AUGAACGACACCCCUCUGUCCUUCGACCAGACAGGCCACACCCCCAACUUCCCUCCCGUCCACAGCCCCGGCGGCCCCUCCCUCAACAACAAACGCAGGAGUCUCGCUGAUCUCCUCUUUGUCCCCACCAAGAUCAAGGCCAAACGGAGCAGCUCGAGCAGCGUCAGCAGCGUGGAUUCUUCUUCUUAUCGACAGGACGAGACCGGACAAGAACUCUCUGGCAACUUUAACGUCGGCUGGUCAAACCAUCCAAAGUCAGCCUCCGCAACAUCAACCACCAGCACCUCCUCUACCGGCGCCAUGUCUGGCUCAGCUGGAUUAACAAUAACAUCGUCAUCAAACGUCCCCCACCACCACUACCAACAGCACCACCACCAACAACAGCGCAUGUCGCUAGAAUCUCAAGCCUCGCCACCCGCCCGCAAAUCUUCGACGGUCAAGGGUGUUGGCAAAGGAGCGGACAUGAAAGGGUCAAGGAAGCACACGGGGGAGAAGCCAUACAAAUGCAUAGUCGCGAACUGCCCGCGUACCUUCAGUCGCUAUGACAACAUGAUCCAGCACACUCAAACCCACAGUGAUCGCACCAAGAGGGACUCACUCGCCGCUGUCGCCUCUGCCGCCUCUGCCGCAGGAGUCAUAAGUGGACCCCAUUCCCGGUCAUCCUCAGUUCAAUCGACCCCACUCUUGCCAGGAAGACCCAGAGGAGGAAGUAAUCCCGUCGUGUUUGGGCCUAGCUGGGAUGAGCAUCUUCGACGGACACAGAAUAACUCGCCUGCUGCCUCGCCCUACAAUGCCAGCCCCGCGUUUUCUCAUCAUCAUCAGCAGCAACAGCAGCAUCACCAUCCAUAUUCUCCUCACUAUCAACACCACCCGCAGCAGCAGCAGCAACCACAUCAUCCUAUUCAGUGGUCUCUCCCGUCAGGCGUGCCCGCCGGUUCGUCGCCGGCCUUGCCGACCCAGUACUACGGUCAUCACCAUGGCGCCGAGAGCCACCCCUCUCUGCCAGGAUACCAAAGUUCCUCCACGCCUGUUGUUCGGACUCUCAAAGCCAACUCUCGGAGCUUGCCCCAUCUCCAAGCAAGAGCAUCACCCAUAGCAUCAUUUUCCCCUACCGCUGACAGUCCUAGCGUCGGGUUACAGCAGAAUAUGUCGACCAUGGAGAUUGAAGAACUUAAGCGACGAAAGAGUGAAGUGCUAUUGCCGUCAUCCUUUUCCGGGGCUCGAGCUGCAUCACCCACAUCGACUGGAUAUGAUCAGGGGAUCGGGUUGGGCAUGGCACCUUUCACACCAACGACCUCGCACUCGCAGUCUCUUCCUCAGGUGGAGAAGUUGACAGCCGGAGAGCAGGAACGACUGAACGAACAUCGACGGUCGGCGCAGGCAAUGUUCUUCAAGAUUAAUGCUGGUCGUGAAGGGUCUAUGGAUACCAGGAGAACGCCAGAGUAUUCGGAACACCCUAGCUCCACUGUUGGGCCUUCUCAACAGCAGCAACACCAUCACCAACCUUUGGCAGUCAACACAACUCCGAGUUCUGGAAGUACAGGGUCAGGCCUUCCCCAUGUGCAGCAACUUUCAGCCUUAGAGAAGGGUCGGUUGUUGGAGCAUCGUAAAUCGACCCCAGAGCUCAUGUACGACGCGAAGAUGAAGCGAUCUAGCAAUGAUCCAACCGAUAUGGUCGUCCAACCCCUGCCUUCGCGUGAUGCCCGGUCGGGCAUGCAAUGGUUCUCCCAGAUUAGCAAUCAGGUGACUUCGUCUCCAAGGUCCUCCUUGACGCCUCGAGAAGGUAGUGGUGGCGGUGGUCCUUUCUCUGUCCAAGAUCCUGGUCAUAGCUCCUCCUCAUCCUCCUCUAGACCUUCAAGCGGAGACUCCUCCAUGAUUUUGCCGCCUAUCUUGGGACCCUAUGAAGAGCAACAGCGUGACCGCCAGGGUCGUCUCCGAUCUCAUUCGUCGCAUAUCCACCCUCUUUCGACACCCUUGACUCAGUUGGACUCAUCGAACCUAGCACAGUUUUCGUCGAGCGAAGAGUCCAAGGACCAACGGCAGCAGUUUGAUACAGCGCUCUCGCCUCGUCUGGAGCAUCAUUGGGAGGAGCAGUAUUUUCCGAUCCGUAAACGACAUGUUGUUGAGACGAUUGACCAGAUUGACUUGCGCGACUUCUUGGGUCUCAAGUAUCAAGUUGCCGAGCACCAUGCCAACGAGCAGUUCAGGAACCCCGAGUUUUUGGGUAACAUGACAGCCAUCCUUUGUGUCGUCCGCGCUCCGCAUACGGCUUGGAAAGGUGGCGAGAGACGUCAAGGGAGCCAGGGAAGCGUUGUUAGUGCUGGUGAGCAAGGGAGCAGUUUUGCGGGAUCCCGGCGGACUUCUGAAGACAUGGAGGUUGACGAGGCUGAACAAAGGAGUAUGGCUGCUGCUGCCGCAACCAAGGCGACUGUCAUCAAGACUGAAGAAGGUGCCAGUGCGGUCAAGAGGGAACCUAUGUCGGAGUCGAUGGAUGUGGAUGAUGGCAGUGGCGGUGGCCAGUCUGUCACGACCUCGAAGGAUGUUGUUGUUCAGCCCUGUCGGUUUGCACUCGAUAUUGAUGUCGACUUGUUCAGCCGCGACCCAGAGCCUAGUUUGCGAGGAUUCGAGAGCUUGACCAUCAACAGCCUCUUUCCGACUCGGAGCUUUGUCGCUGGUUUCGAGGACACCUCAGCCGAGUCUCACACUAAUGCCACGGAGAAGGAGCGCUACCUCUCGGCUCAUAAUGGGUACCCGUCGAACUCACGUCUGGGCCGGUUCUACCUCCCGGAACGAUCCUUCAGGACUCCCGAGUCCCUAGCGACACAACCGGACCCAAACGACCGCUGGGUCUGCUGUAGGUUCGAGGAGUACCAUGGGGUGUCGAUCUGGGUCCUGGAGAGCGUGCUGGACAAGUACCAUGAGAUUUCGCGUCGACACAAGAUGGCCUUGACGCUUGUUGGAGCGACGGUUUAUCAUCGUGAGGCGGUGUAUAAUCGCGAGGACUGGGAGAUCCAUUCGGGAGAGCAGUAUGAGGUCAAAGUCAAGGAGUCGGUGCUGUACCCUGAGAUGAUCCAUCAGGUCUGGAGGGAUAUGUAUCAUCAGCAUCAUCAGCGGACUCAGUACCAACAUCAGCAGCAGCAACGCGCGCCGCCAAUGCCUCAGGUUGCGACGUAUGAGGAAUACCAACGGAGUCUCAUGCAGUCUGAUCCUCGACGUGACAGUUACCAGCCUCAACAGCAGCAAGCGCCUCCACGCGACCGGACCGGUCCCUACUACAGCUACAGCGACUACCGUCAGCAACAGCAGAACCUGCACCGCGAGGAUCUCUCCAGUGCGCCUUCGUCGCCCCAGUCCCCUCGGCACGACGAUUUCCCAGACGGGAGCCCUCAACAUCAUCAUCAGCAGUACCAACAGCAUCAGAGACAAGGGUCAAGUGCAAGCGCAAGCGCGAAUAUGCACCGUCGCAUCUCGAUUGCCGAACUUUGUAACCCCAUGCAGAGUCUUGCGACUGAGCGAGCUCAACGGCGCGAGGAGACUGCCUCCAAGAGGACCUCCAUGUAA